UCUGGGAGUUGCAGUUCAAAAACACCUAAGUAACAAAGGUUAAGAACCACUGUUCUAGAACCCCAUCGAGUUACCACGCCUCCCAGUCCCAGCUGCACUGCCUGCCCACCCGCCCUGCUCGUACAUAAAAGCAAGGCGGACGUGAUCGCCUUCCCACCACCACCACCAUGGGAGGCAACAGGGAACCCUCCAUCUCAUGACUCCGCCCCCCCGUGCCUCAGAGCGGAAGUGACCAUUUUUUGGUCGGACCGGUUGGAAGCCGGGGCUAGUUCCGCUUCCGGUACUUUCCCCCGUCCGGCGGCUUAGGAGGUCUCAGGAACCAGGAGCUUUUUGGUGCCGGUAGCAGGAUGAGUUACGAGCACCGUCGGGACCGGAACCGCGGCGGAGGACCCCGGGCCUCUCAGGCGUCCUCGUCGUCUUCUUCUGGCCGUGCUGGCGGCGGGAGAGGCGGAGGCGGAGGCGGAGGUCGGGACCGGCCGCCGCCUCACCUGAAGGGCCGCGAGAUUGGCCUGUGGUACGCGCGGAGACAGGGCGAAAAGAGCAAAGAGGCCGAGAGGCAGCAGAGAGCUGUGGUGCAAAUGGAUGAGCGCAGAGAAGAACAAAUUGUACAGUUGCUGAACACUGUCCAGAAUAAAAAUGAAAAAGAACAAGAUGCCACGUCUUGGUGGUCUGAUGAAGAAGGGUACACAAAGGAGGUUUCCGCCAAACCAAAGCCUGUUAUAGAGAAACAAGUUGUGGAAAAGGCUCCUGAAAGAACUAGAACAACCUUGGAAAAAACAUUUCUAAACCAAGAUACAGAAUAUCUUUUACAAGAGAAUAAUCCAGAUGUUGAUUUAGAUCAGCAACUAAAAGAAGAAUUGAAAAAGAAGAGGAAUAAUUCCAGAUAUAUUGAGAUGCAGAGAUUUCGUGAAAAACUGCCUUCUUAUGGAAUGAGAAAGGAGCUUGUUAACCUCAUAAACAGUAGUCAAGUAACUGUUAUAAGUGGUGAGACUGGUUGUGGAAAGACUACUCAAGUUACCCAGUUCAUAUUGGAUGACUAUAUUGAGAGAGGGAAAGGCUCUUCUUGCAGAAUUAUAUGUACUCAGCCUAGAAGAAUCAGUGCUAUUUCAGUAGCGGAGAGAGUUGCAGCAGAAAGAGCUGAAGCAUGUGGUAAUGGAAAGAGCACAGGAUAUCAAAUUCGUCUUGAAAGCCGGUUGCCAAGGCGACAAGGUUCAAUUUUGUACUGCACAACAGGAAUUGUUCUACAGUGGCUUCAGUCAGACAAGGAGUUGUCCAGUGUUAGUCAUGUGAUCCUUGAUGAAAUCCAUGAGAGAAAUCUUCAAUCAGAUGUUUUAAUGACAGUAAUUAAAGAUCUCCUACACAUACGAUUAGACCUGAAAGUAAUAUUGAUGAGUGCUACACUGAAUGCUGAGAAGUUUUCAGAGUACUUUGACAAUUGUCCUAUGAUACAUAUCCCUGGGUUCACCUAUCCUGUUGUGGAAUACCUUUUAGAAGAUGUAAUUGAGCAAUUACGCUACAUUCCAGAAAAUACUGAUCGCAGACCACAUUGGAAAAAGAAGUUUAUGCAGGGGCAUGUAAGCAGGCCAGAAAAGGAAGAAAAAGAAGAAAUUUAUCACGAGCAAUGGCCAGAUUAUUUAAGGCAGCUUAGAGGACGGUAUUCAGAAAGUACAAUUGAUGCAUUGGAAGUGAUGGACGAUGAUAAAAUUGACCUUAAUUUGAUCGCUGCAUUGAUUAAAUAUAUUGCCCUUGAGGAAGAGGAUGGUGCAAUACUGGUGUUUCUUCCUGGAUGGGAUAACAUUAGCACUCUGCAUGACCUUCUGAUAUCUCAAGUUAUGUUUAAAUCGGAUAGAUUCCUCAUUAUCCCGUUGCAUUCGUUGAUGCCAACUGUUAACCAGACUCAGGUGUUUAAAAAGACCCCUCCAGGAGUCCGUAAAAUUGUAAUUGCUACCAACAUUGCUGAGACUAGCAUCACUAUAGAUGAUGUGGUCUAUGUUAUAGAUGGAGGUAAAAUAAAGGAAACUCAUUUCGAUACCCAGAAUAACAUUAGCACAAUGGCUGCAGAGUGGGUUAGCAAAGCAAAUGCCAAGCAAAGGAAAGGUCGAGCAGGAAGAGUCCAGCCAGGUCGCUGCUAUCACUUGUACAAUGGUCUUCGUGCCACUCUUCUAGAUGAUUAUCAGUUACCAGAAAUCUUGCGGACGCCUCUAGAAGAGCUUUGUUUACAAAUUAAGAUUUUAAAACUUGGCGGAAUUGCCCAUUUUCUAAGCAAGCUAAUGGAUCCACCAUCAAGUGAUGCUGUAUUGCUGUCCAUAAAAAAUCUCAUGCAACUGAACGCAUUGGAUAGGCAUGAAGAAUUGACUCCCCUUGGAGUCCAUUUGGCACGGUUACCGGUGGAGCCCCACAUAGGAAAAAUGAUUCUUUUUGGAGCUUUGUUCUGUUGCUUAGAUCCUGUCCUCACUAUUGCAGCCGGCCUCAGCUUCAAGGACCCUUUUGUCAUUCCCUUGGGGAAAGAAAAAGUGGCAGAUGCAAGAAGAAAGGAGCUAUCAAAGAAUUCUAAAAGUGACCACUUAACAGUUGUCAAUGCUCUCAAGGGGUGGGAAGAAGCUCGGAGGCGUGGUUUCAGGUGUGAGAAAGAUUAUUGUUGGGAAUAUUUCCUUUCUUCAAAUACUCUGCAGAUGCUGAGUAACAUGAAAGGGCAGUUUGCUGAACAUCUCCUUGCAGCUGGUUUUGUGAAUAGUAGAAGCCCCAAAGACCCCAAAUCCAACAUUAAUUCAGACAAUGAGAAAUUACUCAAAGCCGUUAUCUGUGCUGGCUUAUAUCCAAAGGUGGCAAAAAUCCGAGCAAACUUCAGCAAAAAAAGAAAAAUGGUUAAGGUUUCCACUAAAACGGAUGGAACAGUUAACAUUCAUCCUAAAUCUGUGAAUGUUGAGGAGACAGAGUUCCACUACAACUGGCUUGUUUAUCAUCUGAAAAUGCGGACAAGCAGCAUAUACUUGUAUGAUUGCACCGAAGUCUCUCCGUACUGUCUUUUGUUCUUUGGAGGGGAUAUUUCUAUCCAAAAGGAUAAAGAUCAGGAUACAAUUGCUGUGGAUGAAUGGAUUGUAUUUCAGUCUCCAGCAAGAAUAGCCCAGCUAGUGAAGGAUUUGAGAAAAGAAUUAGAUGACCUUCUGCAAGAGAAAAUAGAAAAACCCCAGCCUGUGGACUGGAACGAUGCUAAAUCAAGGGAAACUGCAGUGCUGACUGCCAUUAUAGACUUAAUCACAACACAGGAGAGUGAAACUACCAGAAAUUUUGCCCCUCGUUUCCAAAAUGAACACUGCAGUUAACACUGUUCCACCGCUGCUGAAGAGCUGACAACUCUACCAGAUUUUCUUUAUUGCUACUUGGGCAUCUUGGAGUUUUGUUUUUAAUUCCAGUAGUAGGUUCUAAUGCCUUCAUGUGUAUGGCAUGCAGUGUAUAGACCAGUGGUUCCUUUAGUUGCCAGUGCUGCGUAGUCUAUUGUAUUACAUGUCCGUGAGUGUUAUAUCUCUAUGCUGCUUCUUGAGAACUGUAACCUUAUAAGGUAAAAGCCUGAUGAAACUGAAAAUGAACUUGACAGUUUUUUUA
Pogona vitticeps (central bearded dragon) is the source of this 3603-nucleotide messenger RNA. It is a transcript of the gene DHX36, whose product is annotated as DEAH-box helicase 36. Gene Ontology annotation, molecular function: G-quadruplex RNA binding; DNA helicase activity; RNA helicase activity. NCBI's taxonomy places the organism in Eukaryota, Metazoa, Chordata, Lepidosauria, Squamata, Agamidae. The record is from RefSeq and is a predicted model, not a curated record. Gene Ontology annotation, cellular component: intracellular anatomical structure; nucleus; cytoplasm.